AUGAGUGAUCCGGCGCCGCCUUCUGCUCCGGGGGACGAACCCGAGCUGUGGUCGUUCUCAGCCUGGUUCCCACCACCGUACCGCGUGCUGCUGCUCGCCUCGAUCGGGCUGCUGCUGUUCGCGGCCAACGUGCACAUCCUCCACACCAAGGGCAUCGACCUCUUUGCGCUCUUCCGCGCCGACGAGCAGGAAAAGCGUCGGCAGACGGCAUCGAAUAGCUUCCACCGCAGCACCACGGGUGCAGCCACACAGUACGGGUCGUAUCACAAUACGAACCGCACACCCCACGAGGGGAACGGUGCGAUACUGCCGACUACACAGAGCACAGUGGCGGGGCAGGGUGGGAUUACGACUCAACCGCUGGUGGUGUUUGGCGCGGCGCAGUUGGCGUGGGCGCUGGCAGGGUGGGCGUCGUACCGGUUCUAUGUGGAUAGUCUGGCGGGAGAUCCAAAGGGCAGACAUGCACAAGCACUGCAGGGAUUCGCAGUAGCCGGUGCAGCAGCAACAGUGCUCUGGCCAGGCAACCUCUUCUUCAAGCCCAUGCGCAAAUCAUUCGGCCGCGCCCUGCUGCUCAUCCUCACCCCAAGCUUAUCGCAGGUGAUCCCGUUCAGCCACGUCGUGCUGGCGGACAUCCUGACGUCGUUUGCGAAAGUGCUUGGCGACGUAUGGCUCACCGCGUGCUUUCUGGUUCCGCGCAAGGAGCACCACACGUGGUGGAACGGCAAAGGCUCCAUCGCCGUGCCGCUGCUCAUCUCACUCCCCUAUGCGGUCCGCUUACGACAGUGUCUGUCGGAAUACGCCACUGCCCCACCUGCCGCGGUGGGAGGGUGGAAGAACAAACGGCCGCUGUGGAAUGCUGCCAAGUACGCAUCGGCGUUGCCCGUGAUCUGGCUCAGCGCAUGGUACGAAGCCGACACGCACGCGGCGAGUCGCCAGGCGGACUGGAUCUCGCGCUACACGCUCUGGCUGCUCGCCGUGGGCGUCAACUCGAUCUUUAGCUUCUGGUGGGACGUGACCAACGACUGGGGGCUCUCGCUGCUGAUACCCGCCAAUAUGGGAUCGCUUGCGAGUGUGGCCAACAAUGCGACGAAUCUGCAUCGACGAGGCGUAUCCUAUGCCCCACUACCCGAUACCGUGCCUAUGGGGAGCAUGCGUCCGGACGAAAAACCCACGGGGUCUACGGGGUUGGAGGUGCCGAGCAUUCCGGUGGCAGGUCCGUCUGGAAGUGGGACAGCGUCGCAUGGGAGGUCGCUGUCGACGGUCGAGCGGAUGCUAAGACCAUCGCCGUCGCUCAUGUUUGCAGCGUGGAUGUACCAGCUGGCGAUCGUGCUCGAUCUGGGGCUCAGGUUUCUGUGGUCGCUCAAGCUCAGUUCGCACCUGCACCACCUCGUCGAGUGGCAGGGCGGCGUGUUUUCGUUUGAGCUGCUCGAGAUCGUCCGGCGCUCCGUGUGGGUGCUUUUCCGCGUCGAGUGGGAGGUCGUUCGUCGCCGAGAAUCCACCCGACCGCAUGUAGCCCUUGAUUAG
Messenger RNA from Moesziomyces antarcticus, 1524 nucleotides. Its product is annotated as EXS-domain-containing protein. Bases 1 to 1524 code for a protein of 507 amino acids. Gene Ontology annotation, cellular component: cytoplasm; membrane. The transcript has a single exon. The record is from RefSeq and is a predicted model, not a curated record. Lineage: Eukaryota; Fungi; Basidiomycota; Ustilaginomycetes; Ustilaginales; Ustilaginaceae.